AUGGCCAUCCCUGGCCCCAAUAAACGGUGGAAUUGGAAGCACCACCGCCAUUGCACCCCUUGCCACCGCCAGAGACCCGACACCGGCCAUGGAUUCGAUGCUAGAUUGAUGCAUGGUGUGAUAUUGAUUGCUAGGUUCUUUCUUUGCUUUUGCAAUGCGCAAUUGAAUGAUGAUGUAGUGGAUUUCAUGGUGGUGCCGACCGUGAUGGUGCGAGUGCAUGAGGCCCAUGUGAACUAUGAUGUCUUUUGGUCCACCACAUGUGGUGGUAUUUUGGAAUGA
Triticum turgidum subsp. durum (durum wheat) is the source of this 279-nucleotide messenger RNA. Lineage: Eukaryota; Viridiplantae; Streptophyta; Magnoliopsida; Poales; Poaceae. The record is from the annotation of a GenBank genome assembly.